GGCCAGGUCCUGUUCACUGGCCAAGAAUGCAGCAUUGAACACUGGGCACUGGGGCGGGGGUGCACUCUGCGCUGACACCGCACCCUUCCCCUCAACUUGCUGACUAGAGGUAAUCGCUUCCUUUCAUCGAUUCACAGCGUUAGAAAAAUGCAGCAUUGAGAGGCAGCGCGGAGGUCAACUGGACCAUCACCCUUAGGUUGUAGGGAAGAAAACUGAGACCUAGAGAGGUGAAGCGGUUGUCCCAAAGGCUUCCAGCUGCUCCCAGUACUCAAGAACUUUGAGCACACUUGGGGAAAUGCUCACUGUUGUAUUCCUGUUCCUCACUAUCCAGGAGGCCUGAACUCUCAAACUCCGAAUCUGAUUUCCACUCUCCCAGGAAGGCUUCGGAAAUCACUGUGGAUUGUCAAUACAGGAGUCCAUACUGACUGAAUCCCUAAUUUUGGCCUGUAUUCUUCUCCCUCUGUGAACCAUCUUCUUAGAAGUCACUGAACCAAGAGUGCCAGAAAACCAUCCCAAGACUCACACAGAGUUGUUCUUCCAUAGUGGAUGUUUUGGCCACUGGACAUCAGAACCACAUUUUGAGUUUGAAGAAUCUUCUACAUGAAGAUCUUCAAUACAAGAAAUACGAAAUAAAGUUCCUGAGGCAGAAAAAACAUGGUACCACAUGAAACCACUGACCUACACAAAGAAAUGAAGAGCACCAGAAAUGGGGCAAAAGACUUGAACAGACAUUUCUCCAAACAAGAUACAAAUCACCAACAAGCACAUGAAAAGUGAUGAUCCACUAAAUGAUUUCAUAGUCCACCAGAGGGUCACGGUUCACACUUGGAGACACCCAAUGCAGGUCUCUGCUGGCUGAGUGCACUGGCUUGUGGCUGGAGAUGAAGAAACUGAGGGCUUGAGGGGUAUACUGCUUUGCCAAAGUCGUACAAAUGGUAAGUACAGAACCAGGAUCUGAAUUCCGGCAGUCUGACUGCAGAGCCCACGCCGACACCGUGGAAGCUGGUGAUGCCCAUUAGGCCCUGUCUGGGCAUGAAGAGGAUGCCCUCCCUCAUGAGCUGGAACACAGCAUCCCCUGUUGUGGGUGUGGCUUUCUUAAAGACCAUCUGGUGGAUUUUGCUUGUGCUGGUUUCUUAUUAAACAACCUUCAGAUUUGGCUUCACGUGCAACUCACAUAGAGGGAAAGGAGACCAUGAUCCGCCAACAUGACAGCUGUAUUUUUCAUUAGUAAAUUAGCAAACUGGCUGCCUGGGUCACCAUGCAUACCUGUUAAGGUGAGCCCGCCCCAGAGCUAAAGGCUACCAUGUGCCAACUUAACUAAGAUUCUGAGUGUGCAAGGAUAACCCCCGUCAUGGCCCCGGAUGCCAAGGAAAUCCCUUUUAGCCUCCGCUUGGCAGACUUGGCCAGCCUUCUCCAGUGACAGCCUGGCUCUUUGGAUUCAAGCUGCCUGGUCAGACUGCAAGGGUCAUCUGUACAAAGAAGGAAGCAACAGUGCCAGGUUCCAGCGUGCAUUCCAAGUUCCACAUUCUGUGUGCAGACUCCUAACGCCAGAGCAAAGGCAGGCCCCUGGCAGGGGACUGCUGAGAAAGUGGAACUCCAGAGACACUCCUGAAAUUGUCCUAAGUCAAAGGAGCCAAACGGUGUACGAGCUCCCUCUCUGCCAUCCCCUCUGAGAGCAGCCAUGGCCCUGAGUGAUGUCGAUGUGAAAAAGCAGAUUAAGCACAUGAUGGCUUUCAUUGAGCAGGAAGCCAAUGAAAAAGCAGAGGAAAUCGAUGCCAAGGCUGAGGAAGAGUUUAACAUUGAGAAAGGACGCCUCGUGCAAACCCAACGACUGAAGAUUAUGGAGUAUUAUGAGAAAAAGGAGAAGCAGAUAGAGCAGCAGAAGAAAAUCCUGAUGUCCACCAUGAGGAAUCAGGCGAGGCUGAAAGUCCUGAGAGCCCGAAAUGACCUCAUCUCAGAUUUGCUCAGUGAGGCGAAGCUGAGACUCAGCAGGAUUGUGGAGGACCCAGAGGUCUACCAGGGGCUGCUGGAUAAACUGGUGCUUCAGGGUCUGCUCCGACUGCUGGAACCUGUGAUGAUUGUACGCUGCCGGCCACAAGACCUCCUCCUGGUGGAGGCUGCUGUACAAAAAGCCAUCCCCGAGUACAUGACAAUUUCCCAAAAACAUGUGGAGGUCCAGAUUGAUCAAGAGGCAUACCUGGCUGUGAAUGCAGCUGGAGGUGUGGAGGUCUACAGUGGCAAUCAGAGAAUAAAGGUUUCAAAUACCUUGGAAAGCCGACUGGAUCUCUCAGCCAAGCAAAAGAUGCCAGAAAUACGAAUGGCCUUGUUUGGUGCUAACACCAACAGAAAGUUCUUUAUAUAAGCCUCUGGGAAGUGAAGCUAGUGUUGAACCACUAAACCAUAAAAGUUUAAGUUUUUUGGGGAAAGGAAACUAGUAGUGUUUCCUCCUCUUUGAUGCUCUGAUACUGUUCUGUUUUUCUUCAUGAAAUACCCUUUGGAUAGCUAAAGUGUUAACUUUGAAAUAAAGCCCAAAUUAAUGCUCAGAA
Messenger RNA from Gorilla gorilla gorilla (western lowland gorilla), 2546 nucleotides. It is a transcript of the gene ATP6V1E2, whose product is annotated as ATPase H+ transporting V1 subunit E2. The transcript is spliced from 8 exons. Gene Ontology annotation, cellular component: proton-transporting two-sector ATPase complex, catalytic domain. The record is from RefSeq and is a predicted model, not a curated record. Gene Ontology annotation, molecular function: proton-transporting ATPase activity, rotational mechanism. Gene Ontology annotation, biological process: proton transmembrane transport. NCBI's taxonomy places the organism in Eukaryota, Metazoa, Chordata, Mammalia, Primates, Hominidae. Bases 1682 to 2362 code for a protein of 226 amino acids.